AUGGAAAUCAGUGAAUUUCGUGUGUUGAUGAAGUAUGAGUUUCACCGUGGAGCCACGAAAUUGCAUGCGGUCGCCAAUAUCAAUAGUUUGUUCGGCAUUCAAGUGGCUACAAGGAAUGUAGCCCGUUGUUUAAAGAAAUUUUGUUCGAGAGAUUUUGACCUAAGUCAACCCAAGACGCAGGUGGAUAAGGACGUCCUGAAAGUCACUGUGGAAGCGAAUUCAAGCCAAUGUGCACGUGAAUUAUCAUUAAUGUACAAUGUAACAAAAUAAACAAUCUUGAUUCAUUUGGCACAAAUUGGUAAAGUGAAAAAGCUGGACAAGUGGACACCGCAUAAAUUGACUGAUGCACAUAAGGAACAAAGACUCGACGCACGUCUUUUUCUUCGUAGCAAAGUCAAUCAAAUCGUUACGUGCGAUGAAAACUGGAUCAUGUACGGUACGAUAAUCGCGCAGAGUUCAUCGUCGGACAAAGAUGAACCACCAAAACGCUGUCCGAAACGCGACAUCCACCAGAAGAAACUGAUGGUCACUGUCUGCUCAGGUAUCAUCCACCACAGCUUUGUGGAACCUGGUCGAUCGAUCACGGCGGAUAUCUACUGUUAUCAACUAGACGAAAUAAUGAAAAAUCUUGCGAUUAAGCACCCAAAUUUGAUAAAUCGGACGACUCCAAUUCUCCCGCACGAAAACGCUCGACCGAAGACAGUAUUAAAACUAAAGGAGUUGAAGUUGGAAACUCUCCGUCAACUACCAUACUCGUCAGACCUUGCCCACUAUCAUUUCUUUCAAAAUUUUGACAACUUUCUAUCUAGAGAAAAAUUCAAUUCUGCACAGGCUGUCAAAAAUACGUUUCAAGAGUUCAUCGACUCCUGUGACCCAGGUUUCAACAGCAAAGGAAUAAAUGAGCUACCUCUAAAAUGGCAAAAGUGUAUUGAUAAUAUAGGUGCAUACUUUGAUUAA
Uloborus diversus is the source of this 957-nucleotide messenger RNA. Its product is annotated as histone-lysine N-methyltransferase SETMAR-like. The record is from RefSeq and is a predicted model, not a curated record. NCBI's taxonomy places the organism in Eukaryota, Metazoa, Arthropoda, Arachnida, Araneae, Uloboridae. Gene Ontology annotation, molecular function: nucleic acid binding.